Messenger RNA from Cyphomyrmex costatus, 1711 nucleotides. RefSeq names its product organic cation transporter protein-like. Gene Ontology annotation, biological process: transmembrane transport. NCBI's taxonomy places the organism in Eukaryota, Metazoa, Arthropoda, Insecta, Hymenoptera, Formicidae. Bases 2 to 1711 code for a protein of 569 amino acids. The record is from RefSeq and is a predicted model, not a curated record. Gene Ontology annotation, molecular function: transmembrane transporter activity. The transcript has 10 exons. Gene Ontology annotation, cellular component: membrane.
UAUGCAGCUGUGCUGCUCAAAAAAGAACGAGGUUGAUCCGCUGCGGUCGGAAAAUGGCUCUACGAACAAUCCAUCAUCGGAGAACGCUAUAGAUAAAUUUGGAUUUUAUCAAAUUGUGAUAUUUGCAUUUAUUGGUAUAACAUUGAUGCUAACGGCAGGAUUCGCGCUUUCUUACGUAUUUACUGCGGGCGAGGUUAAAUACAGAUGUUUCGUGUCGGAAUGCGAGCAUUCAGGAAAUACGACAUUCGAACCACCGUGGCUGAAUUUUUCUGCGCCGAAAAUCAACGGUGUCAUUUCCCGUUGUACACGUUACGUGAUACAAAAUGAUCAUUCGGACACAUGUACAAAAGCAUUGUUCACCAACGUUACUCGUUACUGUGAUUCUUGGAUUUACGAUUCGGAUGAACAUACAAUACUUAACGAGUGGGAUUUUGCAUGCGAUGCUAAUCGAUGGAAACUCACGUUGGUGGGCACGAUACAACAUACCGGUCAAUUUGUCGGUUUGAUGUUCGCUGGAUACAUAUCUGAUAGGUUUGGGAGACGAACAAUUUUGACGGUGGCAACGACUCUAACUGGAUUAAGUGGCUUGAUACAGUCCUUCUCCGUAAAUUAUUGGAUGUUUCUCACAUUCGAAUUCAUCAAUGCCAGUUUAGCGGCGGGAAUCUACAGCGCAGGAUUUAUUUUAGGGAUGGAGACCAUGGGAGUGAAACAUAGAGUCCUUGGAGGUGUUAUAGUAUCCAGCAUGUUCUCCGUGGGUGAAAUUUUACUAGGAUUGAUCGCAAGUUUGUUAAGAUCUUGGCGAAUGCUUCUUAGGACAGUGUACGGACCGGCACUGCUAGCCGUUUUCCUACCUCUGGUCAUUCCAGAAUCAGUUAGAUGGUUAAUGUCAAAGAAAAAAUACGAAGAAAUGGAUAAAAUAUACUAUAAAAUGGCCCGAAUGAAUGGCCUGAAAGUAACAGACGAGGCCAUCAAUACUUUCAAGGAGCAAAAUAUAACUAAGGCUGAAACGAAAAGCGAACUGGUGGUAUUGGACGAGAGGAAACCGAUCGUGCAAGUUCUACAUAGCUCAGUGAUACUUACUCGACUGCUGGUCUGCUCGUUCUGUUGGAUUACAAAUACGUUCGUUUUUUAUGGAUUGUCGUUAAAUUCAGUGACGGUAGCCGGGGAAAAGUACAGCAAUUUCAUACUCGUUGCGGUAGUCGAGAUACCAGCGUUUUGCCUCGGCUGCGUGCUGAACAAUCGCAUUGGCCGUAAAUCAACGCUUUCUGGUGCAUUCAUGCUGAGUGGAGUAUUCUGUUUCGCAAGCCAGUUCGUACCGGCAGAAACCUGGAGUCACGGGCCUUUAGUUUUAUAUAUGGCCGGGAAAUUGUGCAUUGCCAUGGCGUUCGCUACCACCUACAUCUUCACGGCAGAACUUUUCCCGACGACACUCAGAAAUUCCCUGCUCGGAUUUUGCAGCAUGAUCGGUCGUAUUGGGUCAAUCUUAGCGCCGCAGACACCUCUUUUGAUGCAAAUAAUGCCUUCGUUGCCAUUUAUUCUAUUCGGGACCAUGGGUAUGCUGGCGGGCAUCUUGUCUCUGAUUUUCCCGGAAACUUUAGGAACAAAACUUCCGGACACCGUAUGGGAAGCAGAAAAAAUUGGCAAACCAAAAGAAACUCGAAAAAAUUCGAAUUUUAACAUGUCGUGUCAGAAGAGCAACGCGGAACACUGA